UGUCGUGCUGGUGUGUGUGUGUAUCUGUGUGAAAGAGAGAGAGUGAGAGAGAGAGAGAGAGCGCGCACUCCAGGUUGGCGCAGGCACCGGUCCGGGAGAACGGAGCGUUGUGCACGGUAGCAGCAUGGCUUCGUCUCACGGGAGAAACGACAUGCGGUUUGCAGACUGGAUGGCAAGUUUACCGCAGAGCAUGCACACUAUUCCGCUCACCAACCUGGCUAUUCCCGGUUCCCAUGAUUCCUUCAGUUUCUACAUCGACGAGACGUCUCCAGUGGGCCCCGAGCAGCCGGAGACGGUGCAGAACUUUGUUUCUGUUUUUGGUACGGUGGCCAAGAAACUAAUGAGGAAGUGGUUAGCUACACAGACUAUGAACUUCACCUGCCAAAUGGAGGCUGGGAUCCGCUUCUUUGACCUGCGCAUUUCCACCAAGCCCCGUGACCCCGACAAUGAGUUGUUCUUCGCCCACGGGCUCUUCAGUGCCACGGUUAGAGAAGGUUUAGAGCAGAUCAGCACUUUCCUGUCAUCUCAUGCCAGAGAGGUGGUGUUCCUGGACUUCAACCAUUUCUAUGGCGUGCAGAACAUGCACCAUGAAAAACUGGUGGCCAUGUUAAAAGAGGUGUUUGGAGACAAACUCUGCCCAGUCGUCUUCGCUCAGGAGGUGUCUCUGCAGUAUCUGUGGGAGAAGGAGUACCAGGUGCUUGUCUUCUACCACCACCCCAUGGCCCUGGAGGUGCCCUUCCUGUGGCCAGGGCAGAUGAUGCCCUCUCCUUGGGCCAACACCACUGACCCAGAGAAGCUGGUUCAGUUUCUCCAGGCGUCUGUCACUGACCGCAGGAGGAAGGGGACCUUCUUUGUGUCCCAGGUGGUUCUGACACCGAAGGCCAGCACUGUGAUGAAGGGCGUGGCUAGCGGACUGAGAGAGACAAUCACAGAAAGGGCCUUACCAGGCAUGAUGCAGUGGAUCAGGUCGCAGAGACCCGGGGAGAGCGGCAUCAACAUUAUCACAGCUGACUUUGUGGAGCUCGGAGAAUUCAUCAGCGCCGUCAUCACCCUCAACUAUCACCUGGACGAUGAUGAAGAUGACGCCACCUGAGAGCCCACAGUGGGUGUCAGGGAGCACAGUCACCACCACUACUGCUAGAGGCUUGGUCUGUGCUCUCACGCUUUUCUCUUUGGCAUUUAUUUCAGGAGGGGAGUUGCACUGCUCCUUUCACUUUAUUUAGGGCUAUAGUGAAUUGAGAGCUCAAUUGGCAAAAGGGUGUUGAGGUGAGAGAAGUUGGGAUUGGGAGAAACAGCACUGGUGUUUGGUUGGAGCACGAAGAGAAGGAGGUUUUGUUUUGUUUCCUAUAUUCGGGAUCAAAAAUAGUUUUUUCAAGUGAGAUGUUUGUUUUCUUUACUUUCUGUGCUGUGAAAAAUGGCAACUUUUUCCACUGAUCAAAUGCUUUCAGGCUCCAGAGGUAGAUUCCUCACAGCAUAUCAACUUUCUGCUAAAUGUAUUGAUACAUUACUUUUGGUAUUCUAGUGACAGUCUUUUCAGAGAUUGUUUUAAAAUAAGUAUGUGUAACUUAAAUCACUCAAAUUGUAGGCUGGUUUAAGUAGCAUGCCGUUGUUUUUCCAAAUCUGUCCAAGAGAUGGUUUUUUAUUUACAAUAUGCAUCCCCGGUCAGAUCACUUAAAAAGUGUUAUGACAAUGUGUUUAAUCAAUAUAUAGAGAAGAACUCUACCAUUGUCCAUGUUUUCUCAGCAGUUAUCUCACGAUGGGCAUUUUCCAAGUAAUCGUCUCCUCUGAAGUCCACUUGCAGUGUAGACAUUAAUCAGACAUCUAAGUCGUAAGCCGAUAAGUCAUUGAUUCACUCAUUUAAAACAUAGAAAUAGUGGGAAAAAGUGCAGUUUGGCUAGCCAAGAAACAUUUACCAAUCACGCCAUGUGUACUUUAUCUUUGCUGCAUCGAAACAAAACAAUAUUGUAACAAUGUCAGUGUGUUGCAAUAAAAAGCAUCAGCUGUUGUUGCAAAGCACCUUACAAAAAACAAUUUCUUUAAGAUUAAAAUCAAUGCUAUUAGUCAGUUCUUAUGGUUAGGAAUCCAACGUGACACAUUUAUUUAAUUUUAAGGUGGGGGCUGAGUCGUGAUAGCCGAGGAUAAAAAUACAGUACAUCUGGGUACGAGAGCGUAUCCACUUGUCUGUGUGUGUGCCUAUACUGCUAUAGUGCAGUAUAUAUAUGAGUCAUCAUGACAUGUCUCACAGUGUUGUGUCUUUCAUAAUAAGUGAUAAAGUUGCUGAACUCUGACUCAGAGACACAUUUUAUUUCAAGUCAGAAAAGUCUAAACACUAUAAAUCGGAGUCAGGAGGUCUUGAUGUCAUGACAGUGCUUUGACACUUGGAAAAUAAUACAAUAAAUGUUUAGUUUAAUAUCUAGCUGUAACUCUUCGGUGUCUACCUUAUUAGGUGUUUCAUGUUUCUGAAUGUUACUAAAUCCUUAGAUUUCUGCUAUAUCAUUUAGCACACUCAUUUAUUUUUAAUGGGUUUUAUUCUAUACCCUGCAGUAUUUCAUUUAAGACAGAAAAGUACUUUGAAAUGGCACCCAAAAAGAUAAUAAGAAUAUUUUUAUUGCAAGGUUUUACACAUUAUGCAUGAAAGCAAUCAAGUCAAGUCAAACAUCCACACAGCUUAUGAUCAGUGUGGCAUUUUCUGCUGAGAAUGUAUUCUGUAAGGACACUGUUGUUUAGUUUGGUAAUGUACAACCAAAACAAGAAACUCAACUCUUUGGAUUUGUGAAUGUAUGCGUCUUGUGAGUAACUGUGCCAUUUCUAAAAAGUAUCAUGUGAUCGGAUGACUGAGUAUCAGCUAGAAAGUCCUUUUUGUAUUGUAUGCUUCAAUGUGGAGCUGAGUUCAAGUUUUAGAGUUUAAACAGUACUUAUUUCUCUUCAGUGUGGUUUCAUGUUAAAAUGUUUUAUAUCGUAGAAACUAAGUUUGUACAUACUGUAAUUGCAAAUAGUAUCCUGCCGUUGAAUUGUAAAUUAUUUAUACUAUUGCAAAGUCAUUGCUAAUAAUUUCUUAACUUAUACCUUAACUGAGCUAUCAUACUGCUUCUUGUUUUUCACAUUUUCCGUUUUGUGCAUGAACCAAACAGUUCUACAUCUACCUUUUGUUGUUUACCAACAGGGUCCAUUAGGUUUGUGCAUCUCCUCAGUUAUUUUCAGCUGCAAAUGUUUUUACCCUAUAAAACACAGACAAUUAAUUUCUAAAUGUUGCACUGCUACUACCCCAUACAGAUUAAGAAUGAAGCCACACAAAUGAGCAGACUUUAAAAGGCUUGUAAAUUGUGUUGUACAGACAUUUGUGUCCUCCCUGGUCCAAACUGUUGUCAUUGCCUUUAUGUUCUCGUGUGAAAAGAGUCCUUUGCUGUUGUAAAAUUCAAAAGCUUUUGUCAAAAGUGACUCUGUUCUAAGUGGAAACGGCAAAUCAAAUCAAAUAAAGCUUCUAUGCCUAAUAAGUGA
This is a messenger RNA of Cottoperca gobio, 3498 nucleotides long. It is a transcript of the gene plcxd3, whose product is annotated as phosphatidylinositol-specific phospholipase C, X domain containing 3. The transcript is spliced from 6 exons. Gene Ontology annotation, biological process: lipid metabolic process. Gene Ontology annotation, cellular component: synapse. The record is from RefSeq and is a predicted model, not a curated record. Bases 125 to 1093 code for a protein of 322 amino acids. NCBI's taxonomy places the organism in Eukaryota, Metazoa, Chordata, Actinopteri, Perciformes, Bovichtidae. Gene Ontology annotation, molecular function: phosphoric diester hydrolase activity.